AUGAUUUCUUUGCGAGACACUCUGAAGCUGAACAAUCAAGCUGCGGCACUUUUCCAUUCGGAAAACUUCCCUCAAGCUGAAAUUGCCUACAAUGAGUCGCUCUGUUUCUUCAAGAUAAUCUUGGAGGAAUCGCAUUAUCAAGAUGUCGGAAUGGCCUCCACCGCCAGUCUGCCGCAACACGAAUGCUUGCACAGCAUGUCGGCCCACAAAUCUCGGUGCAAGAUCUCCUCCCAUCACGGCGGGUCAUUUGUCUACCAAAGUCCAUUGAUAUUGAACGAAUUGCCAUCAUCCUCUUUGCACCCCACCAGUAGGAGCACUAGUGUUCAAGCGAUGAUCAUCUACUGUGCGGCAGUCGUGUUCAACACGGCCAUUCUACACCACCAAGAAUCUAUCAAGACUGGAAGUUCGGUGUGUCUAGACCGAGCCGCAGAGCUAUACGAAGCGAGUAUUCGUCUAGUUGGCAAGUUUCCUACGACAGUAGCGAGUUCCAACAAGACCAUUUCCUUGAUUGCCAUGGCCGCAAGCAAUAACUUGGCGCAAAUCGAGUUCCAAAAAGGGCUCUUGGAUCAGGCAUGCAAAAGACUGCAAGUUUUGAAGCAUCUAAUGACUCAAUCCUUGCGACACGUCGUCCCAUACAUUUUCACAAUUGACGAGUUUGAAGGCAUGCUAUCCAAUACUCUAUCGGCAAAAGGAGUUAUUGCGUCACCAGCUGCCUAG
Messenger RNA from Cylindrotheca closterium, 717 nucleotides. The record is from the annotation of a GenBank genome assembly. NCBI's taxonomy places the organism in Eukaryota, Bacillariophyta, Bacillariophyceae, Bacillariales, Bacillariaceae.